This is a messenger RNA of Malassezia japonica, 393 nucleotides long. RefSeq lists its product as uncharacterized. Bases 1 to 393 code for a protein of 130 amino acids. The record is from RefSeq and is a predicted model, not a curated record. NCBI's taxonomy places the organism in Eukaryota, Fungi, Basidiomycota, Malasseziomycetes, Malasseziales, Malasseziaceae. The transcript is spliced from 3 exons.
AUGGUGGCCUACGGCGCGUUUCGUGCGGCGUGCGCGGCGUUCCUGGCCGGGGAGCGUGGGCCGCUCGGCGACGGGUGGGCGUGGCGCGAGGUCGAGGGCGCAGCGCACAUGUCGUAUCUACAUAGAGAGUGGGAGGUCACGGCGGACGACGACUGGGGCGUGCCGGAGGCGUACGCGGCCGAUAGCCCCUUUGCGCAAGUGCGCCGUGCGCUGACCGUGGAGCAGAGCGUGUGCUGGUCGCCGAUCUGGGAGGUGCCUGUGUUCUACAUGGAUGCGCGCUGGGGCAAAGCGUCUUUAUCGCUCGAGGACCUGGUCGCCGCGGCGCUGUAUGCCGGCCACGACGCGAGCCUCGAGCGUGGCGUGCAUCCUGCGACCGGCGCGGCGUGCUGUUGA